Messenger RNA from Magallana angulata, 3066 nucleotides. Its product is annotated as NADPH oxidase 5-like. The transcript is spliced from 17 exons. Bases 89 to 3016 code for a protein of 975 amino acids. Gene Ontology annotation, biological process: superoxide anion generation; defense response. Gene Ontology annotation, molecular function: superoxide-generating NAD(P)H oxidase activity; calcium ion binding. Gene Ontology annotation, cellular component: NADPH oxidase complex; plasma membrane. The record is from RefSeq and is a predicted model, not a curated record. Lineage: Eukaryota; Metazoa; Mollusca; Bivalvia; Ostreida; Ostreidae.
UAAGAGGGGAAAAGUAAAACCAGUGGUCCCUAUUAAGAGAAUUUGUUAACACGGAAAGGAGAAAGUUAUCUCAACAGUAUUGAGAAAUAUGGAAUUUCGAUCUUUUUCCGAAUGGCAAGAAGAAGUCUUGUCGGAUGCCAAUUUCAUCGUUCGAAUUUCUCGCUAUGAGGACAAUGUAGAAAUCACCGGAAGUAGAUCAAUCCGAUGGACGGAGGUGACGACAGAGAACAAUAAAAACCUACGUCUGCAGCAGCUGACCAACGAUAAGCCUUGUUUCAAUAUUCAGCGCUACCUUCCGGACGAGAAAGCGCCGUCAUCAAAACACGAAUUAAAAUCCGUCAUUAGUUACUCGGGGAAUUUGAAUUCAGUUUCAACAAAAAUGAUGGAGCCCGCUGUGACCGUGGAAUCAAACAACAAUCAUGACAAUCUUGGAUUUAAAGCAGACGACGCAGAUGGCGAUCAAAUAAAACCCGCCAAAAAACCAGACGACACGGUUAUCGAUAUCGAGGUUAAUGACAUAACCGUGACGUCAUCAACACAGAAAACUGCUGAAGCGUUCGGUGUACACGCGAUUGAUGAAGAUGGCCGAGAUUUGCCGAAUGGUGGUGGAUUUGAAUCAAGACAGAACGAGGUUGAAUUUGUCGGUAACGGUGAACAACAGAAUGAACAGACACAACCGGAAAAAGCCAAUGAUAGGAAGAAAAGUGUGGCCAUUCAGACGUCAUUUUACGAUCUUUACCAUUACUACAUUACCAUCAGGGACGAGGAGUUGAAGUGGUUGUCAUGGAUGGAGAUACAGUUCACCAAGAUCGCGGGGGAGGACGGCGAGAUCAACCUGGAGGAGUUCAAGGACGCUCUAGGGGUCAAACGGUCUUUUUUCGCGGAACGAUUUUUCAAUCUGUUUGAUACAGACAAAAGCGGAAGUAUCGAAUGUGGAGAACUAAUGGAUGGACUCCGGAUGUUGACAAAAGGCACGCCUGCGCAGAAAUUGAAGUUCCUGUUUGAUGUAUACGAUGUAGACGGAUCGGGUUCUAUCGAUCGUGAAGAACUUAAGACUGUUCUACGAUCGUGUAUGGAGGAGAGUUCCCUCACUUUGAGCGAGGAAGACCUUGAUGAUCUCACCGACGUACUAUUUGACGCCGCGGAUGAAGACAAUAGCGGAAGUAUAACCUUCGAGGAGCUGAAGGCGGAACUAGAAAAACACCCCGGGGUCAUAGAAAAUCUCACCAUCAGUGCAGCGCAGUGGUUGAAACCCCCGGCCGGAACCAAUAAAAAGACCAAAGGGUGGACCGAAAAGCUGACCUGGAAGUACAUUCGGAACAACCUCAGGAAAGUUGUCUUCCUUGUUCUGUACAUCCUUAUCAACCUGGGGCUGGCGGGUUACACUAUCAAUAAGUACAUCGACUCCAACGCAUUCGUUAUAGUUGCACGAAUUGGAGGAAUGAAUCUCAAUUUUAACUGUAUGUUUAUUUUGGUCCUGAUGCUGCGGAAGUGCUUGACCUACAUACGGGCUACUCCGUUAGCUGGUUUUCUCCCCUUGGAUCAAAAUAUCGUAUUUCACAAAAUGGUUGGCGGCAUGAUAGCGUUCUAUGGAAUCACGCAUACCCUCGCUCACAUAGGGAAUGCUUUGUACAUUGAGUUCGCCACCCCAGAGAAGAAUCUCACCACCGUUGAUAUUCUGUUCACAACAAAGGCCGAAGUCGGGUGGGUGGGGCACUCAGCCUAUAUUACGGGAUGGCCCAUCCUAGUCAUUCUUAUCAUUAUAGUGAUCUGCUCACUUCCGUUUGUCAGAAGAGGCGGCCAUUUUCAAGUAUUUUACUGGACACACAUGCUGUAUAUACCUUUCUGGAUCCUUCUCAUCUUGCACGGUCCCAUUUUCUGGAUGUUUUUCAUUCUUCCGGGUGUUAUUUUUAUCCUUGAAAAAAUAUCACGGUCAAAGAUCAUCAAACGGGCUCGGUUCGGAAAUACACAUAUUACGGAAGUCCAUUUGCUUCCGUCAAGGGUUUGUCAUUUGACUAUUUCGAGACCGGACAACUUUAAGUACCAGCCCGGGGACUACAUCUUCAUACAGAUCCCAGUGAUAGCAGCUAACGAGUGGCACCCGUUCACCAUCAGCAGUGCCCCAGAAAUGAAAGGUCACAUUUGGCUUCACGUGCGAUCUGCCGGACAUUGGACAAACAAACUAUAUGAGUAUUUUUCCGAGCUUGACCCAGUUAAUCUUGGUAAGCCGGAUAUUGUCCUCAAAAAGAGGCGCCAAACCCUCUCCCCUGCUCUUCUUAAUUUCAAAGCGUCAGGAAUCAAAAGAAAGGGCUCACAGUACUUGGAAAAAAGCCAGAAAGAAUUGGAGCACGAGAAAAGGGUCGCUCAGAAAAACAAGAAAGUCCGUAUUAAGUGCCAUAUAGACGGUCCUUACGGGACAGCGACGAGGGAGAUCUUUGAGACAGAGCACGCGGUGCUGGUUGGGGCGGGGAUCGGCGUCACUCCCAUGGCCUCCAUUCUACAGAGCGUCAUGUAUAGGUAUAAGGAGUCCAAGAGGACCUGCCCCCAAUGUCAGCAUAGCUUCUAUGGACCAAUCUCAGAGGCCGCCAUGAAACUUAAAAAGGUUGACUUUAUAUGGAUCAACCGGGACCAGAAGUCUUUUGAAUGGUUCGUGGGUCUACUAAACCACAUAGAGAAAGAACAAAUAGACGUGGCGUACGAGGAGGGCAAGGAGCCUGAGAAAGUGAUAGAGAUGCACAUGUACAUGACGGCCGCCCAGGGCAAGACGGACAUGAAGGGCAUAGGACUGCAGAUAGCCCUGGACCUCAUCCAUAAAAAGGACAAUAGGGACCUGAUCACAGGGCUAAAGACCCGGACACAGGCGGGCAGACCUAACUGGAAUCAGAUAUUCGACAAAAUUUCCAAGGAGAAAAAAGGAAAAGUCAAAGUGUUCUUCUGCGGGGCUCCACAGCUGGGCAAAAUAAUCAAGUCCACCUGUAUGAAAUACAAGUUUAAUUUCUCCAAAGAAAACUUUUAAUUAUUAUAACAAUGAUAACAAAGAAAAUGACUUUGUACACAAACGAAUAU